Messenger RNA from Salvia hispanica, 2454 nucleotides. The record is from RefSeq and is a predicted model, not a curated record. Lineage: Eukaryota; Viridiplantae; Streptophyta; Magnoliopsida; Lamiales; Lamiaceae.
AUGGGUGACCGAACAGAUAUUGAGAAGCUGCAGGAGAUGGUGAAGUUGCUGAUGGAUGAGAGAGAUGCGGAAAGAGCAGCCCGAGAAGCCAUGGAAAAGAAGAACAGAGAAACAUUACCUGUGAUGAACAUGUUCAAUCAUGGGAAUAUGAUCACUUUUCCUGACGGUCCUCGUAUUGAUGCUAACAAUUUUGAGUUACGCAUGCCCCUUAUCCAAAGGGUCGAGCAAACUCCUUUUGCAGGUAGGGCGACUGAAGAUGCUAACCGCCAUCUCUCCAAAUUCGUGGAAAUCGCAAACACUUUGAAAUUAAAUGGUGUCGACGACGAUGCCAUACGGGUAAGACUUUUUCCAUUCUCAUUGAUUGAUUCUGCUAAGGAGUGGUUUGAGUGUAUGCCACCAGAAAAGGUCUCCACAUGGAAGGACAUCGUAGCUACCUUCCUCGACAAAUACUACCCGCCAGGCACUAUUUUGAAGCUCAAGAGUGAGAUCUUUCAGUUUAUACAAGGCCAUGACGAGCCCCUCUAUGAGGCAUUUGCUCGUUUCAAAGCUCUUCUUCGAAAGUGCCCAAACCAUGGUUUUUCCAUAGACCAUCAGGUAGGAAUCCUCUAUAAUGGAUUUAAUGAAAAAAUAUGUGCUAUGCUUGAUUCAGGGGCAAAUGGAGGAUUUCUAAGAAAGACAGGAGAGGAUGCCAUGGCGGUGAUCGAGGAGUUCGCCACCAACAGUCGGGGGUGGUCGAAGGAAAGGCAUGCCACGAGAAGAGUAGCAGCCAUAGAAGAGGCCGAAGAAAGUUCUUUUGCUAAGGAGCUAGCAGAACUUAGAGUCAGGAUUGAUCAAAUGGACGUCUCGAGGAAGGAAGAUCCAAUUCCGGCAACUUCCAUAGUGGCGGUCACGGCACCCGAAACUGCCGUGUCAACUGUGGAAGAAAUCAACUACGUGCAAGGAGGCGGUCCCAGAAAUUACAAUAACAAUUAUCGCCCUAAUCAGGGGGGCGGUAAUUUCAAUAAUUAUAAUGGGAACCGUCCGCACCCAAAUCUUUCUUAUUCUAACAAUAAUUACUUGCAACCCCCUGCAGGAUUUAAUGUUAGCAAAGGAGGAGUGGUUGAGCCGAUGAAGAAGGAAGACAAGUAUGAUCAAGGAAUCACGAAGAUUUUGGAAGUAAUUACGCAAGAUAGGAAGAUUAAUGACACCAAGAUCGGAGUGGUCGAAGCAAGGAUAAACAACCUCGAGCAAGGAAUGAACACGAUCUCGGCAGCUAUAACCAACAUUACCACUCAAAUGGAGCAAAUUCAGAAGAAGUUAGAUGAGGAUAGAGCAAAGGCAGCAGCAAGAGUGGAUGAUAUUAACAAGAAGUGGGUGGCAAAGCAGAAAUCUGGGGACUGCCCAGUCGCCGGCGGACCGCCGCACACCCCGCAGCGGCCCGCCACUGAGACGGCAGAGUCAACCACGCAGAAGGGGCUUGUUCGGAACAAUGGAAUUGUGCUCCCUUUCCAACCAAGGAGGAAGUUUAAACUCGAGGAGCAAUUCAAACAUUUUUUGAAUAUGUUUUGCAAAGUUCAUACUAAUAUUCCCUUGGUCGAAUCAUUGCAGGAAAUUCCAAAAUAUGCAAAACUUUUGAGGGAAGCGGUGAUGAGAAAGAGGAAGCCGACCAAAGCCGACCUUAAGCUACCGCAUCAUUGUAGCGAAAUCAUCCAAAAAGAGAGGGCAGUAAAGCAAAGGGAUCCGGGCCAGUUCAUUAUAAGAUGCCGGAUUGGAGAAGGGAAAGUUGACAAAGCACUGUGCGACUUAGGAUCGUCCAUCAAUCUCAUGCCACUGAAGUACUACGAAAAGCUCAACAUCGGGCCACUCAAAUCUUCAGACGUAACACUCAGGUUGGCCGAUAACUCGUCCAUCAAGACUGUAGGUAUGAUUGAGGAUGUCCUAGUUAAAGUUGAUGAUUUUAUUUUUCCCGCCGACUUUAUUGUGCUUGACAUGAAAGUAGACAAGAACGUCCCUCUAAUCUUAGGGAGAGAUUUUCUUGCCACUUGCAAAGCUUUGAUUGAUGUAGGCCGUGGCGAGAUCACAAUCAGUGAUAAUCAUAGUCAAUCCACCUAUAAGAUUGAGAGCGAGAUGCUAAAAUUUGAGGAGGCAAAGCGGGCAAAAAUGGAACAACAGUGCAGAGCAGUCAUGGCUACCGACUUGACCAAGUCCAAAGAUCCCUUUGAAGCGGAGGAUCCUUCUACCUCCACUAUCUACAUUGUCAAAGAGGUAAGACAUUCUUCUAAAAAGGGUGAUGCUAAUUCUUCUACAUCUGCUCCACAGAAGAAGAAACAGAAGAGAAAGAAAACACCCAAAGAGGACCCCGAGAUAUACGUCAUCAAAACCAAAGAGGGGAAGUACAAGUGGUGGAAGAAGCUAGGGACCAAGUUGCUCCCUAUGCCAAUUUUCAACACUCGAGUUUUUGAUCCGCCCAACUAG